GUUCGGAGGAUCUAACAACCGCUCCUCAUGUGCUGGCAGAAAUCGCAGUCGUUUCAGAGUCACGAACUUGCUAUAUCGAACGAGAACCGUCUUACUCUUCUACGAGACAACUUCACAACAACCCUUAUCGACCACUAAACUCCCUACUCGGACUCCGAACCCCGCAUCUCCACACCUGAGCUGAGCUUAGCUAUCGCUCUCGCCACAAUGUCUGAAACUCCGGCGCAGUCCUAUUCUAUGGACCCGCAUCUCUAUAUCUAUACCUCGCUCACCGCUGGCUCAUCACAUAUCGUCACGGCGACAUCGAGACUUGAGACCAUCCUGAGAGCAAACAGAAUCCCAUUCAAAGCUAUCGAUCUCGCAACGGAUGAAAAGGCACGCAUGCUAUGGGGACGGCGCGCUGGAAAAGAUGAGAGUGGGCGCCAGCGAAAGAUCCCUGGUUUGGUCCAGGAGGGCCUGGUAGUGGGGGACCUGGUGGAAAUAGAAGACUGGAACGAAUAUGGCGAGCUUAAGCAACAUGUGCGUAUUGUCGGGGUGUCUUCGACGCCUGCUGGAUUUGGUAAUCCCAUAAAGGCUGCUGCCGCUGCUGCGGCCGCGCCAGCUGCGGCGGUAGCUCCCGCUGCACCAGCUCCACCGACGGCACCGCCGCUACCAACCGGUGCGAAGCAGCCCAUUCCUCCCACUCCCGAACCCAAACCAGCUCCGAAAGAGGCAGAAGCUCCCCAGACGCCUGCAGCUGGGGGCAAUUCAAUUACACUGGCGAUGCGCCAAAUGGGCGAAGAAGCCGCACAGAGGGCGAAGGACAUGAAGAAAAAUGCACUGAAGGGGAAGCCCGAAGUAUUUGUUGGUAGUGGAACGGGGGAGGCCGCAGCAAAGGAUACCAAAAAGUCAGCGACGAUGGAAAUUCCGCAGACUGUCGAGCCUAUUACGAUAUUACAAGACCCAAAGACAUCGGCUUGGAAUGUAUCCUCGGCAAGCACACCGCCUGUCUCUCAGCAUGCACUAAAUGAAAUGAAGUCUCUCCAAUCGCCAACAUCUACGGCUUGGAAGGUGGCUGAUGUUAGCCUGCCAGUUGCCAAGAGUGGGGAGAGCGAGACGUCGACUGCAUCGGCUGAAAAGGCUAAGCCGUUUGAGAAAAAGGAGGUUGCUGCGGAGGAAGAUGAUGAUGAGGACGACGAUGACGAUGACGAAGACGAGGAAGAUGAAGAUGAAGAUGAGGACGAUGACGGUGACGAUGACGAAGAUGAGGAGGAGGAGGAGGAGGAGGAGAAGAAGAAGGAUGAAGCCAAUACGAAGGACGAACCAAAGAAGGCUAGGGUGACCCCCUCGAAGUAGACACGGCCUGUAUAUAGGGAUCAAGCCAUAUCUGGACACCUGCACGAGCCUGGUGAGAUUGUAGUUGGAUUUGGGAUGUUUUAUAUGAAGAGGCCUCUGAGACUACGGUUUGAUCCUUGCUUCUAACAUCACGAUAGUUUUACGUUAAUUCAGUAUUCUCGUGUGGUCACAUAAGUUCCAGUCCAGAAAGUGAGGCAUAGCGUGACUAUGCGAAGAUGGGAUUUGAUUUAUAGACAGUUUAUGCGAAGAUGGGAUUUGAUUUAUAG
Pseudogymnoascus destructans is the source of this 1601-nucleotide messenger RNA. RefSeq lists its product as uncharacterized. NCBI's taxonomy places the organism in Eukaryota, Fungi, Ascomycota, Leotiomycetes, Thelebolales, Thelebolaceae. The record is from RefSeq and is a predicted model, not a curated record. The coding region runs from base 208 to 1335 and encodes 375 amino acids. The transcript is spliced from 2 exons. Gene Ontology annotation, cellular component: cytoplasm.